AUGAAAUUUGGUAAGAUCUACAGUAAUAUUCGUUUAUUUUCAACUGAACAUAUUAUACCAAAAAUAUGUAUUGUUGGUGCAGGACCAGCAGGAUUUUAUGCUGCACAACAAUUAAUGAAGGUAACCACUAAUAUAACAGUGGAUAUAUUGGAAAAAUUACCAGUACCAUAUGGUUUAGUACGUUUUGGUGUAGCUCCAGAUCAUCCAGAAGUGAAAAAUGUUAUCCAUACUUUUGAGAAAACUGCAGCUAAUCCUCGUUUUCAAUUUAUAGGAAAUGUUAAUGUAGGAAGAGAUGUUACUAUAAAAGAAUUGCAAGAACUUUACCAUGCAGUUUUAUUAACAUAUGGAGCAGAAGAAGAUAAAAUAUUAAAUAUACCUGGAGAAAAUUUAGAUAAUAUAAUAUCAGGACGACGAUUUGUUGGUUGGUAUAAUGGAGUACCUGCAGAUAGUAAACUUAACAUUAAUUUAGAUGUAGAAGAAGCUGUUGUAUUAGGACAAGGAAACGUUGCUAUAGAUAUUGCAAGAAUUUUGUUAACACCUGUAGACAAAUUAAAGAAUACUGAUAUAACAUCAUAUGCAUUAGAAAAGUUGUCACAAAGUAAAGUACGCAAAGUAUCAUUAAUAGGAAGAAGAGGUCCAUUACAAGCUGCAUUUACAAUUGCUGAACUACGAGAAAUAUUAAAAUUAGAUAGCUGUAAAACUUAUUGGCGUUCAGAUGAUUUUAUAAAUAUAAAACAAAUAGUUAAUACUUUAGCAAGGCCACGAAAAAGAUUAACAAAACUUAUGCUAGAAAAUUUAGAAGAAACAUCUUCAGAUACAAAAAUAAUAACAAAAGGAUUAUAUCCAAUAUUUUUAAGAAGUCCUGUGAAAUUUUUGGGUUCCAAUAGUGUACAUGGUAUUAAACUAUCAAUAAAUAGACUAGAAGGUAAUGACAUAUCCACACAAGUUGCCAUACCUACUGGAUUAUUUGAAGAAAUUCCAUGCGGUCUAGCAUUUCGCAGCAUUGGUUACAAAUCAAUUCAAAUAGAUGUAUCAAUACCAUUUAAUGCAAAAAAUGGUUGUAUUAGACAUUUAGGAGGUAAAGUUCAAGAUAAACUUUAUGCUGCAGGCUGGGUUGCAACAGGUCCUGUUGGAGUUAUAUUAUCAACAAUGACAAAUGCAUUUCAAGUUGGUACAUUAAUAAGUAAAGAAUUAUCAAUUAUAGAAAAUAAACCUGGUUUUAUAGGUUUGUCUAAGAUACUUAAUCAAAAGGGUGUACCAAUGAUAUCAUAUAAUGAUUGGAAAAAAAUUGAUAAUGUUGAAUGUGAAAGAGGAAAAAUAUUAGGAAAGCCAAGAGAAAAAAUAGUUGAUAUUAAUGAAAUGCUAGAAAUUGCUUUAAAAUAA
This is a messenger RNA of Eufriesea mexicana, 1383 nucleotides long. RefSeq names its product NADPH:adrenodoxin oxidoreductase, mitochondrial (gene dare). The transcript is spliced from 4 exons. The coding region runs from base 1 to 1383 and encodes 460 amino acids. Gene Ontology annotation, molecular function: oxidoreductase activity. Lineage: Eukaryota; Metazoa; Arthropoda; Insecta; Hymenoptera; Apidae. The record is from RefSeq and is a predicted model, not a curated record.